Molecule: messenger RNA, 2846 nt
Organism: Larimichthys crocea (large yellow croaker)
Lineage: Eukaryota; Metazoa; Chordata; Actinopteri; Sciaenidae
Exons: 18
Coding region: 130-2007 (625 amino acids)
Molecular function (GO): protein binding; metal ion binding; RNA binding
Source: RefSeq, a predicted model, not a curated record
CACACACACACACACAGCGCGGUGUGAGCUAACAGCUGAACACCUGUACACAGACUAACACCUGUACACAGACUAACACCUGUACGCAGACUAACGUCAGACAGCAGCACAGAGGGGCACGGUGACGUCAUGUCGAAGAAGAAGCACGUGGUUAAAGGUGAAGGCUCGGUCGCGAGGAUUCGAGAGAACUCCAGACUCAUGCGCACGCACGAAACGAUGGUGGACUUCAUAAACGGGCGUCACCCGGGCAGGUCCAUCCUGGACGUCUUCUCCUCGGGUUUGUUCGGUUCAGAUUUUUUACACUCCUUCGAUGGAAACUUGGAGGACGACAUCAUUUACUCUGAUGAAGAUGAAGAUGAUGAAGAUGAUGAUGAUCGCGUAUAUUCACAGAAUUCUGCUCACAAGGCUCUAGAGCCACAUCCACGAAUUAGACAACUCACUGACGAGGAGGCAGAUAAACAUGCGAAGGAGUUGUUAGAAGAAGAACGUCGUAAAGACAAAACGGAGAAGAACAAGCGUAAGAAGAUGCGUAAAAAAGCAAAGAAGCGUUUAGAGAAGGAGAACGCAGUGAGAGACACUUUACCUGACGAAGAACGAGGGAAGUCCGACUCAGACAGAGAAGAAAAUAAACGUGAAUGUGAUGAGACACAAAACACAACAGAGGAAGUGACGCAUGACGACGGCGAGAAGAAAGAAAGAGAGAAAGAAGACGAGGAGCCAAAGGAUUUGGAUUUAAAUAAUUCAUAUGUCUCUCCGGAGGACACGAGUAAACAGAGGCCUGCCCGAGCCCGAACAAAGGACAGACACAAGGACAAGGACAGACGUCGGAUAACGGAAGGUCAACAGCUGGACGAGGAAAAGACAAAAGUGGAGGAAGCUGCGAUUCAGAAGAAGGACGAGGACCGUGAAGCAGAGACGGAGACAGGGACAGAGCUCGCUGCUGAGGACUUCACACGGAGGAGCAGAGAGCUCGCUGGUGUUGGGAAUCGCCUGGCUGCGUCUGGACAGUACGACCUGGCCGUGAAAUACUUCACUGACGCCAUCAGAUACAACCCCAAAGAAUUCAAGUUGUUUGGAAAUCGCUCUCUGUGCUAUGAGCGAACGCAGCAGUAUGAGCGCGCUCUGAGAGACGCUGACCUGGCUCUGUGCAUGGAGCCCAACUGGAUCAAAGGUUUGUUCAGGAAGGGGAAAGCUCUCUGUGGACUCAAGAGAUACUACGAGGCCUCGCUCAUCUAUAAGGAGGUGCUACAGCUGGACAGCUCGAGCACUGAAGCCAUGCAGGAGCUCAAACGAGCUCAGACGCUGCACCUCAUGGAGAUGGGCUUCUCGUGGGCGCAGAGCUCCGAGGCGUUGAAAACACACGCCACGUUGGAGGCGGCGGUUGAAGCUCUGUUUGGGGACUUGAAUCUGAGUCCUGCAGAUGCUGCUGCCGGGCAGGACGUCACAGAACCAGCGGUGCAGGACGAAGGCGGCGGCGACAGCGAGUGGAUCGUCCGACAGACGAGCCGACCCAGAAUGCAACAGUCUGACGAUUCGGGCCAGAGCAGAUCUCAGUCACCGCCUGCUCUGAAGAAUCCUGCCAGAGUGGAGCUCUUCCCCGUCUGGGUCGGAUCUUUAGCUCCGACGGUCACCUACACCACCCUGCACGAGCUCUUCAGCAGAGCCGGCACCGUGUUCAGCAUCAAGAUGCUGCUGGAGCAUCAGUGCGCCUUCGUCAACUACAGCAAGAAGGAGGACUGUGACCGAGCCAUCCACUGCAUCAAUGGCAUGGUGGUAGAGGGCGCUCCGCUCUCGGUGAGAUUUCCCAAUAAAAUCCACAACGGACUGGGAAUGUCCAAAAUGGCCGCCACUGACUUCAACACACGGCCCGGCUCGUACAAGAAGGAGUGUUUCUUCUGGAGGACCACGGGCUGCACGAGGUCCGACUGCACCUACAAACACGUCCCGGAGCACAAGAACAUCGACAAGGACAAGUUCACCAGCCGCCUGGGUAACAUCAACAUGUAGAGCGAGGAGAAGCCUCGGCACAGCGGCGGGUUUGAACUGGACCGCUCGGUUCUGUUUGAAAAGAAUGUGUUUGGAUCACAGUACCGACACGAAGGACCGGCAUCGAGCUGUGAGCGUUCAUCUGCAGUCUGUUUUCAGGGACUGUUGGUUUUACAAUGAGUCACCACCAGGUGGCACACUUCAUGUUUGGGCUGUGGUCAGUGUGAGUGUUUAAACGUGUGUGUUCUGAACUUCAUGUGUUUAUUUAGUGACGGCAGAAUCUGGGUAAGUGCCUUUAGGUGGCUGCAGAGUUAGAGUCCGUGUCGUGCCAUAACAUGUUAAUAUACAGAGAGCGAUGAAACGAUACUAAGGCACCUCGCACCAAAGCAGGAGGAGAGGUGAGCGCCUCCCUGGCUGCGUCUCCUCAUGAACAUGGAGGAUUUGUGCAGGUUUGUUUUUUGACUCUUCCACACAGAGUUGAAUAAUUAGUGAAAGGUGAAAAAGUCUCAGUGUUGACCUCGGUGACGGCUGAUCGUACCUCACCAAGCCCUUUACGUCUGUAGUUCUUGUACCAUGAACUCUGGGUGAACCUGCAGGUUCAGAUUGGUCUGCUUCAUUCACAGAUACAUGCUGAUCAGAGUUAAACACUCCUCACGUGACUAAAGCCAACAGCAGAUGAAGUGUGUCGUGUGUGUGUGUGCAGAGCUUUGAACGGAGGACGGCGUGACGCUUUGCUUUGUGAUCGAUGGCUCUGCAGCACAAACUGUCUCAGUAAUUGAAUGCAUGAAUGCAACAGAAUGUGAUUUUUAUUCUCAUGCUGUGUUUCCCUCGGCUGCUAAAUAAACUCGAUGUGAUGUGAG